AUGAAGCGUUCUGGUGGUGCUGUGCGGCCGCUCACCUUUGUGACGGGCAACGCGAACAAGCUGGCGGAGGUGAAGGCAAUCUUGGGCGAUUCUAUUCCUCUCACGUCCAAGGCCAUCGAUCUGCCUGAGCUUCAGGGUGAGCCUGAGGAGAUCUCCAAGGAGAAGUGCAAGCUCGCCGUCGUUGACGUGCAAGGACCUGUGAUCGUGGAGGACACGUGCCUUUGCUUCAACGGGCUCAAGGGCCUCCCCGGACCCUACAUUAAGUGGUUCUUGGACAAGCUCGGCCAUGAGGGCUUGAACCAGAUGCUUGCCGGCUUCGAGGACAAGAGCGCCUACGCGCUGUGCACCUUCUCCUUCUGCGCUGGCCCCGGCCAGGAGCCUAUUGUGUUCGAAGGCAGGACCGAAGGCAAGAUCGUGCCUGCCCGCGGCCCCACCAACUUCGGCUGGGACCCCAUUUUCCUUCCCGACGGCUUCGACCAAACUUACGCUGAGAUGCCCAAGGACACGAAGAACACGAUCUCGCACCGCAAGCGCGCCCUGGAGAAGCUCCGCACCUACAUUGAGGACAACCUGCACCUGCUGGCCGCCGCCGAAGGCGAGCAACUCGCCGGCGAGAAGAAGAGCAGGGUCGACACCGAGGACCAAGCCGACAAGCCUGCCCAGUAG
This is a messenger RNA of Acanthamoeba castellanii str. Neff, 666 nucleotides long. Its product is annotated as Ham1 family. Gene Ontology annotation, molecular function: nucleoside triphosphate diphosphatase activity. The record is from RefSeq and is a predicted model, not a curated record. Bases 1 to 666 code for a protein of 221 amino acids. The transcript is spliced from 7 exons. NCBI's taxonomy places the organism in Eukaryota, Discosea, Longamoebia, Acanthamoebidae. Gene Ontology annotation, cellular component: cytoplasm. Gene Ontology annotation, biological process: nucleoside triphosphate catabolic process.